Messenger RNA from Striga hermonthica, 1491 nucleotides. The record is from the annotation of a GenBank genome assembly. NCBI's taxonomy places the organism in Eukaryota, Viridiplantae, Streptophyta, Magnoliopsida, Lamiales, Orobanchaceae.
AUGCGUGCAAAGAAUAAUCUUAAAGACAUUCCUACAUCAAAAGGAAAGAAUCUUCUUUUGGCUUGCUCUCUUAAUAUGAUGUCAUGUUACUUGAAAACCAACCAGUAUGAAAACUGUAUCCAAGAAGGCACUGAGAUUCUGGCAUAUGAUCCGAAGAACGUUAAAGCCCUUUACCGAAGGGGUCAAGCAUACAAAGAACUGGGUCAACUAGGAGAUGCUGUGUCUGACUUGCGUAUUGCACAUGAAGUUUCUCCUGAAGAUGAAACCAUUGCAGAUGUCUUCCGGGAUGCUGAGGAAAGAUUUAUCAAGGAAGGUGGUCCACAUCGUUCAAGAGGGCUUGUUAUUGAAGAAAUAACUGAGGAAGCAACUGUAUCAUCUGAUAAGCCCGAGUAUUCUACUUCAGAACUGCCGUCUCAGGAAACCAAUCAACCCAAAACUUUUCAAACUGCUAACAUUAAGGAGGCUCAGUCUACGAAUACUAACCAUUUGGAGACACUAAAAGAUGAUCCAGAUUCUAUCAGAUCCUUCCAGAACUUCAUUUCUCGCACUGAUCCUGAAACAUUGGCUGCCAUAAAUGGUGGAAAAGUCGAAGGCAUUUCACCUGAAAUGCUAAAGACUGCCUCAGAUGCAAUCGGCAAGAUGUCACCUGAAGAACUCCAAAAGAUGUUCCAGUUAGCUUCUUCCUUAAAAAGAGAAAAUCCGUUUACUGAAAACACCCCGAAUUUCAGUCCAGGACCAAUACCAUCAGAUUUAUCCCCAGACAUGAUCAAGACUGCUAGCAACAUGAUGGCCAAAAUGUCACCAGAAGAUCUUCAGAAUAUGUUCAAAAUGGCAUCAUCCUUGAAAAAGGAUGACGUGGCAUCAUCAUCGCCGUUAUCAGCAGGUUUACAUACUAAUGAGGGCCCCGUCCCACCAAACUUGUCGCCCGACAUGCUUAAAAUGGCUUCUGAGAUGAUGGGCAAGAUGUCACCCGAAGAUCGUAAAAGGAUGUUUGAAAUGGCAUCAUCCUUGAGAGGACAGGAAAGACGAGCACCAUCGACCGCAACUUCGUAUUCAAACAAUGAUGACGAUAAUGUUGGUGAAAGUAGUGCGUCCCGGAGUAUGAAUUCAGCUUCUCCACAGUCGAGCUUUUUAAAUUCCUCCAAUGUUGAUCUGCAAGAACAAAUGAGAAAUCAAAUGCAAGAUCCUGCUAUGCGACAGAUGUUCACAUCAAUGAUAAAAAAUAUGAACCCGGAAAUGAUGGCCAACAUGGGCGAGCAAUUUGGAUUCAAGCUUUCUCGUGAAGAUGCUGAGAAAGCUCAACAGGCCAUGUCAUCAUUGUCACCUGAUACUUUGGACACAAUGAUGAAGUGGGCUGAUAGGGUUCAGCGAGGUGUAGAGGGAGCAAGAAAGACAAAGAAUUGGCUCCUGGGCCGGCCUGGCAUGAUUUUGGCCGUAUUUAUGCUCUUUUUGGCAGUCAUCCUUCACUGGCUUGGCUUUAUUGGUAAGUAA